This is a messenger RNA of Pungitius pungitius (ninespine stickleback), 1252 nucleotides long. It is a transcript of the gene vtcn1, whose product is annotated as V-set domain containing T cell activation inhibitor 1. Gene Ontology annotation, cellular component: external side of plasma membrane. Bases 98 to 919 code for a protein of 273 amino acids. The record is from RefSeq and is a predicted model, not a curated record. Gene Ontology annotation, molecular function: signaling receptor binding. The transcript has 5 exons. Gene Ontology annotation, biological process: T cell receptor signaling pathway; regulation of cytokine production. Lineage: Eukaryota; Metazoa; Chordata; Actinopteri; Perciformes; Gasterosteidae.
GUGUGAACGGACUGCGACAGUGCAGAGGAGUUCGGGAGGAAUGGCGGGACUUGACCUUUGACUUCGGCCACAGGAUCGACUCUUCUGGAGGGCGGCCAUGGCGACCAUCGGGCAGAUCAUCUUCUGCAGCAUGAUUACUCUCAUCGUCUUAUUCGGGACAGUCAUCAUUCUCAUCUUGGCCUUGUCCCUCUCAGGACAGUUGUCCGACGUGACGAGCAGCAACAUGGCGCCCGUCGCCAACCUCGGCGACGACGCGCUCCUCAGCUGCUACGUGGACGCGAGCAGCCCCCCGGCCAAGUUCAGAGAUGUGUCAGUGACCUGGGAGAAGGCGGGGCUAACGGGGCCCGUCUACCGGUACCGGGACGGAGCCCCGUCUCUCGCCGACCAGGACCCGCAGUUCAUCGGCAGGGCCCAGCUCUUCCCCGGCGCCCUGGCGACGGGGAACGCCUCGCUGCUGCUGAGGGCCGUGAGGCGGAGCGACGGGGGGGAGUACACCUGCAGGAUCAGCUCCUCCGGGGGCGGGGGGACCCUCGCGAUCAAGCUGAAGACCGCAGCCUUUUCGGCGCCCGCCUUUAAAAUCGCCGCCGGCGUCCUGGCUGCUGAGGCGCCGAGGUGGUUCCCCAAACCCAACGUGACCUGGCAGGACGCUGGCGGCGGCGUGCUGAGCGGGAACACCACGUUGGACGACCUUGGGUUGGGGGUGUUCCGCGUCGUCAGCACGCUGGCUGUCAACGCCAGCGACACCUACAGCUGCAGGAUUGAGAACGAGCUGGUGACCUCCGUCUCUGAAGCCACCGUCGCAGGUCCAGAUGUCUCAGAGAGGACAUACUUCACCUUCAGCGCAGCGUCCUCCCUGCUGGCAGCAGCACGCCUGAGCCUCACGACCAGCGUCCUCUGCAUCUACCACCUCACCCGAUAACACACACACACACACACACACACACACACUCCACUUCACUACAGAGGGUGUAACAGAUUCUUUUCUUACAUUUUCUUCGAUAUGUGCAUCGUUUCUACAUCUGUUUUGUUAUGUUCAUUUUAUUUCUACUCUCUACUGUAAAAAGGAUGAAUUGCAGUCUACGUGGGAGAAUAUGACAAAUACAGUAAUAUGAGAAAUAAUUAAAACAGUGUGUUAAAUUAAAGCGUGUACAAUGAUCCUAUGAUAUACACUACUGUUUAUGUAUUGUUGAGCAAAUUAAUAAAUCAGUGGUUAUGAACUCGAUGGAUUUGUCACAAAGUGUGUGAUGUUAAA